This is a messenger RNA of Brachypodium distachyon (stiff brome), 2211 nucleotides long. RefSeq lists its product as uncharacterized. The record is from RefSeq and is a predicted model, not a curated record. Lineage: Eukaryota; Viridiplantae; Streptophyta; Magnoliopsida; Poales; Poaceae. The coding region runs from base 1128 to 2003 and encodes 291 amino acids. The transcript has a single exon.
UUUCCAACAUUGUGACACACUGACAAUUGUCUCCAACAUUGGAUUUCUUCACCUCCUCCUCCUAGCUUAUUGAUCCAAUGAUAUUAAAAAACGGCUUAUCCUAUUCAUACAGUUGGACUGAUAAUUUCACACCCAGCCACGAACUGAAUUUUUCCUGCUGUUGUCUUGGUAGUAAGAUCUCAAUCUUCAAGAAGCUCUGCUUUUCUUUUUCUAAAGGGAGUUCCUAGAUUCCCAGGAAGCUUGCAAGAUUGUAAACAGGCUAGGCUACAAACCAUGGGCAAAUGGCAUGGCAGCAGUUACAAAAGAGAAAGGAGAGCAGGCAGCACCUGCUCCUCUUCUCCUCCACCACCAUGAGUUGGCUGACAGUGAGUGUGUUGUUGUGUGGCAUCUUGUAGUAGGGCUCCAUUGAUUUGAUCCCCCCAAACCUUUUGUCUCCUUUCCCCCAGUGAGUCACUACUACUCUCCUACUCCUCCUGGCUGCUACUCUUCACUUCCUUGCUGCUUCUUGCUUUGCUUGCUCCUCCUCGUUGCCUCCUGCGGUUCCUAGCGCACUGGUUGCUGGUACUCCCUGGCCUCCUCUCCCAUGUCUCCACAUAUCUCUCCGUCUUCUCGUGGCUGCCUGCAGGCUCUCUUGGCUUGAAUCCUUACCCGGGGAAGAAAUUUUCAUGUUGCUUUGCUGUUCUUCGUGCGGUUGCUUCUGUGGCAAUUUGGGGCCGAUUCUGGAGAAAUCUGUGUGAAAGACGGUUGCUUCCCUGCCGCGGUUUCGGGGCAAGGCUGGCCGGGAGCGUGUGGCCUCGCUUUGAUUGCACUGGAAGACGGCGGCUUCGUGAGGGAAGCUUGCUGCCGGAUCGAUCGCUCUGCCUCGGGCCCUUUGCUUUUUGGGCGGUUCUUGCUGCUGCUUUCGGCAGUAAAGGUUGGGGAUCUCGCGGUCACUUGCGGCGGCGUUGCUGGAUCGAGCAAAAAAAAAUUAUCUUCUGCGGCAGUCUGUAUAUCUGCUGGCAGGAGAGAGCUCUGCGCCGCCGCUUCCCUUGGCCGGCAUUGCGGGGGAGCUCAAGUGGAGGAGUGGGGGCAUCGCGCUGUGCUCUGAGCUGGGUUGCACGCAAGGUGUUCGCUGAAAAGUUCGGAGCAUGAGGGACUUCCCAUCGUGCUUCGGGGAGAGCGGCGUCCAGAUCGCGGACGCGGCGUCGUCCUCGUCGAGCGCCGGCAAGGGCGCGGCACAGAACCUGGUGACCUGCCUCUACCAGGCGCAGUUCUCGGGCAGGCCCUGCGUGAUCUCGGUCACAUGGAGCAAGAGCCUCAUGGGGCAGGGCCUCAGCAUCGGCGUGGACGGCUUGUCCGGCCAGUCCCUGUGCAAGGCAGAAAUUAAGCCAUGGCUCUUUUCCAAGAAGAAGGGGUCCAAGAGCCUCGACGUCGACAGCGGCAAGAUUGAGAUCUUCUGGGACCUCUCGGGCGCCAAGUUCAGCACAGGGCCAGAACCACUGGAGGGGUUCUAUGUCGCUGUGGUGUUCGACCUUGAGCUGGUGCUCUUGCUCGGUGACAUGAAAAAGGACGCCUACCGGAAGACCGGCAUGAAUCGACCCAUGUCGAACGCCGCUUUCGUAGCAAGGAGAGAGCACAUAUAUGGUAAGAAGAUUUACUCAGCGAAGGCGCAGUUCUGCGACAAUGGCCAGUUUCAUGAUGUUGUGAUAGAGUGCGAUGCUGUCAGCCUCAAGGAUCCAUGUCUUGAGAUACGUAUCGAUAAGAAACCGGUCAUGCAGGUGAAGAGGCUGGCAUGGAAGUUUAGGGGAAAUCAGACAAUUCUCGUCGAUGGAUUGCCUGUGGAGGUGUUCUGGGAUGUCCACAGUUGGCUCUUUGGAUCGUCGACAAGCAAUGCAGUGUUCAUGUUUCAGACAUCCCAAGCACCUGAGAAGUCGAUGCCGUGGUCAUACUCACAGAUUUUUAGGGAGUCUCAGCUACAAGGUCUUGGUUUCUCGCUGAUCCUAUAUGCAUGGAAGGUUGAGUAGGUGCUUGCAGGAUCAUAAUUUGUUUCUGCACUUGCCUCCUUUCUAGUGCUAACAAGAUGUUUCACUGAGUGUCUGUUCUUAGGAGUGCUAUGAAGACUCCAAUAUAUGUUUUUUCAUUUUCUUUUCCUUUUUGGUUUUGCCAUCCUUUUUAAACGUUGUGUUUGAACUAUCUGGCAAGAUUCUGUGAUAUUGCUGUGUGUUUCUGUCA